Messenger RNA from Aureobasidium namibiae CBS 147.97, 639 nucleotides. RefSeq lists its product as uncharacterized. The transcript has 2 exons. Lineage: Eukaryota; Fungi; Ascomycota; Dothideomycetes; Dothideales; Saccotheciaceae. The record is from RefSeq and is a predicted model, not a curated record. Gene Ontology annotation, cellular component: nucleolus. The annotation marks the transcript as partial. Gene Ontology annotation, molecular function: RNA binding.
CCGCCAGCAAAACGCCGCAAGACAACCACUCAAGUCGACGAGUUGAAGUUCGACCCAGAAGCCCGCAAUGAGUGGCUCACGGGUUUCCGCAAGAGAAAGCAACAGCGCAUCAAGCACGCUCAAGAACAAUCCGCAAAAAUUGAGAAGGAAGAGAAGGUCAAGGCGAGGAAAGAGAUGCGCGACCAGAGAAAAGUAGACCUAGAACGCCAUGUCGCCGAAGUAAACGACCUGCUCAGAAAAGCAAACAAGGACUCAGACGACGAUUCAUCUGGUGCAGAAGACGAAGAGGAAUGGGGUGGCAUUGCUUCACCGCCUAGACCUUCCAUCGAUGGUGUAGACGAAUACGUCGACGAAGACAAAUACACAACAGUCACUAUUGAGGCUAUGGACGACGCAAAGGCUUUCACACAAGAUUCGGAUGACGAAGAGCAGACUACUGUCGUAAAAGAGGAUGCAGAGUCUAAGGAGGGCGAUGUGGUCAAGAAGAAGAUGGUCUGGUCAAAAGGCAAGAAGGUGGAUCCCAAGAGCAAGCCCAAGAAGAAGAAGUUCAGAUAUGAGAGCAAGGGCGAGAGAAAAGAGACGCGCAACAAGCAAAAGGCAAAGAACGCCGCUGCGAAGAAGGCCAGGACGGAAAAGUGA